Pristis pectinata (smalltooth sawfish) is the source of this 4133-nucleotide messenger RNA. It is a transcript of the gene slc38a9, whose product is annotated as solute carrier family 38 member 9. Bases 387 to 2057 code for a protein of 556 amino acids. The record is from RefSeq and is a predicted model, not a curated record. Lineage: Eukaryota; Metazoa; Chordata; Chondrichthyes; Rhinopristiformes; Pristidae. The transcript has 17 exons. Gene Ontology annotation, molecular function: amino acid transmembrane transporter activity. Gene Ontology annotation, biological process: amino acid transmembrane transport.
GCGCGCGUGACUCGCGAGACUCCAGUCGGGAGCCCGUCCGAGCGCGAGCGGGGGGAGUCUGGACCUGAGGCGGGAGACGGGCACCGGGCCAGCAGCAGCAGCAGCAGCAGCAGCAACAACAGGCACUGCCUGAUUUGUUGGGCAUGUGCAACAUUUUCUUGUUUCAGAUUUCUGACUGCAGCAUCCAAGUUCAGCUUUUUUUGGUAAAAAUCUACCAAUCAAGAUAAUACAAGCAACUCCUGCAUUCCAGCAAUUCAGUAACAGAAGUUUGCCCUUACGGGAUUCACAAAUCCGCUACCAAAAAAAUCAGAUGAUAUAGGACUCCAGACAGCUGCAGGAACAGAAGCCAAUACAAAAACACUGUACUGCACCAAAUAAACUAAAAUAUGGCUGAUGACUUCGAGCCUUUGUUGUCUGCUGUCGUUGCAGAUAAAUCACCUGAUGUUGAACAUAAGGAAGGCAAGCCAGAAUCAAAUUCAAGAAGACCUUUCUACGUGCCAUGCAACAACCUCUAUGGCAACACACCCCCACAAGAGCAGAUCACAGCAGAAGCUUCAGCAAUGAACAGCCGUAUUCAGUAUUAUAGCAAGUUGACCACUACACACCAAACAUUGGUGCCACCUCGUCACGUAAUUCCAGCUGAAGAGGAAAUUUAUGUUUACAGUCCUUUAGGAAGUGCUCUGCAAUUUGAAAGUAGUAUAGAUGGCUUUGGAAAGAAUCCCAGCAUAGUCACUAUAUUUUCUAUUUGGAACACUAUGAUGGGCACAUCCAUAUUGAGCCUUCCAUGGGCAUUGAAGGAGGCGGGAUUUACUUUUGGGAUUAUCUUGAUCAUUGCAAUGAGCAUCCUGAUGCUGUACUGUUGUUAUCGAGUAGUGAAAUCUCGACAGACAGUAGUUCAUAUCGAUACAUCAAGCUGGGAAUUUCCUGAUGUCUGUAAAUAUUAUUUUGGUUCCUUUGGCCAGUGGUCCAGUCUUCUUUUCUCUCUGAUUUCCCUGUUUGGAGCCAUGAUUGUUUACUGGGUCCUUAUGUCCAAUUUCCUUUACAACACAGGGAUAUUUAUUUUCAAUCAUAUUCAUAAUGUGUCAGAAGUGAAUCAUGUUUUGAGUACAAAUGGAAGUCAUAAAGUUAUUUGUCCAGACCCACCGGGAGUUCAUGAAAAGAAUUCCACUGACAUGUCUGUCAUCAUAAGCAAUGACACAGCCUUGCAUGAGUUUCAGGAGUGGUGGAGCAAAACAAAUGCUGUCCCUUUCUACCUCAUUUUCCUUUUGUUGCCUCUUCUUGGCUUCAAAUCUGCUUCAUUCUUUGCAAGGUUCAACAAUCUGGGUACAAUUUCAGUUGUCUAUUUAAUUAUUUUGGUCACGCUGAAGACAGCACAACAAGGAUUUCAUUUGGAAUUCCAUUGGUUUGAACCUGCAAACAAUUUUGUAGCAGAAUUUCGAUCAUCUUUCCCACAUUUAACUGGAGUCCUUGCACUUGCUUUCUUCAUUCAUAACUGUGCCAUCACCCUUUUAAAAAACAACAAGCACCAAGAAAAUAAUGUUCGAGAUCUUUCCAUUGCCUAUCUACUUGUGGGAUUAACCUAUUUGUAUGUUGCAGUUAUGACAUUUGCUGCAUUCCCCUCACCAGAAUUAUCCAAAGAUUGUAUUGAGCCGAACUUCUUGGACAAUCUGCCAAGCAGCGAUACCACAGCCUUCAUUUCCCGAGUUUUCCUGCUGUUUCAGAUGACCACUGUUUAUCCGUUGUUGGGCUAUCUCAUAAGAGUACAAUUAUUGGGACAGUUGUUUGGUAAAGUGUAUCCCAGCUUUGUUCACGUGUUCAUUUUAAACAUCGUGGUUGUUAGUAGUGGAGUCCUUGUGGCAAAGUUUUAUCCCAAUAUAGGUGGCAUUAUCAGGUAUUCAGGAGCAACGUGUGGUCUUGCCUUUGUAUUUGUUUAUCCAUCUCUUGUUCAUAUGAUAUCGCUUCAACGCAAAGGACAGCUGAGUUGGCCAUCAACAAUUUUCCAUAGUUUCCUGAUAGUACUUGGUGUGGCUAAUCUGAUUGCACAGUUCUUGAUAUAAUACAAGCCAAACGAAAUACUAAAUUUUAAGGUGCCUCAUUAAUUGAAUUAUUGCUGAUCUUAGAGAAUUGAAAACUUCAUAUACUAUUCUUGAUUAUGCUGACAGUUAAUGUUUAGUGGGACAAUUGAUUUGAUCAUUAUUUGUAACUAGGGACACAUUUUUCCCAUUUUUAUAAACCAUCCAAAAAAUCUUCCAGUUGCAGUUCAUUUUCAUGGCUGUGCAGGCUGGAUGUUGUGAUAUUUCUUUCAUUGGAAUGGCACCAGAAAGUCGCAAUAAGUAAAUUAACUUGUAUUGUGUUUUUCAUCCUGUCAAAAGAAAAUGGAUUCCAAUGAAUAUAUUUAGCCAAAUAAAACGCACAAUGCAAAGUUUCUAAUGCACAUAACAUCAAAACACUUUUGGUGUCAGUAUUUUAAAUUCUAUUUUGUCCUUCCACAAGGCAUCACUUUUGGGUGACCUACAAGUGCUAAAGGAAUUUCUUUUCAAUAUUCCAUUGGAGUAGAACUGUCCUUUGUCACUGCAUGUUGUACUUUGGUGUAUUAUGAAAAGUAGAAACAUUGUCUAAUGGUGCACUUAAUGGAAUGGAUUGUAAAUAUUUGGUUUAUUGGUUUAAAUUAGUAUUGUAAGCAUAAGUGACUACAUUCCAGCCACUGUCUCUAGUUUACUGAUAGACGAACCCAUAUACAAUUCAUUUUAACAGACUGUCAUUUUGAACAUGUGGAUUAGUGUUAGUGGAGACCCUCUAUGUUCGCAUCUUUUACUGCACCAGGUUUUCCCCACAUAUUUGGCUGAAUGUGUUAGCAUGACGAAUAUUGAGAAAUUUAAAGAUUUGCAACGUGUUACCUAUUUGCUUCUGUUUUGCCUGUAAAUGUAAAAGUCUACUUUCAAGAGCUAUACUUUGACUGAAUUGUUUCAAUUAUUUGAAUAAUCCUGCUAACUUCAGCAUAAUGUUUGAAUUUGUAUCCUGAUAUAAGAAGUCUUGACAUCAUCUUGUGAAGAAGUUCCUUAAUUUCUAAUGCCAAUCAAAGAAUAAAAGACUAAGAUAUUAAGUGGCAAUGUUUGGAAUAAACUAAAUAAGCUAAGUGUGAACCUUACUGAUGUAUUUGCACUUGGCUUAUAAUGAUAUUACUGGCACUAAGUCUGAAAUCUGUGUAGUUUUAUUGGUAAUACUAUCAAACUGGCAGAUUGAUAGAGCAAAGGAAAAUCCAAAGCUUGUAAUUCAGACUUUGGUUGUGUUAGUGAUGCAGAAUGGAUAUCAUCUUUGUAAAAUAAAUAGCAAUUACAUUGUAAUGGAACAUCAGUAAAAUCCUGAGAACAAUGUGAACAUUACCUCCACACCACUGAAUCUGAUUUUUUUUUCAUUUGCAACACUGGGUAAGUGCGAAGUGGUUGCCAUCCUACUAUCCAUGGGGAGCAGUCCCUCGUCAAUGCUCAUUACUAUUUAUGCAUAAGAGUGAAUAGAUUCUAGCAACAGUCUCUAUUGUAUGGAUACCAAACCCAAUCUGCAAUUUAUUUUAAUAGGACUAUCAUUUUUGAUGUGUGGGUAGUGUUAGAGAAAUGCUGUAUGUUCCUCAUUUUUACACAGCAAAUUUUUCCCAGUCAAUUUGGCUGAAAAUGUUGGCUUGAAUCUGGCAGCAGACCCAGGAGUAGCUGACUCAUACUGAUAUGUGGCUGGAGAGAAUGCAAGAGACAUGUUUCUAGAUCAAGAAAAUUUUGCAAUAGUUUCAUCACUUAUUCCUUAUUUGAAAUGUGCAGUUGUUAUUGUGUAAUAUUAAUUUGAUACAGCUCAAAGAAUAGGAUAUUUUUUACUGAACAAUUUAACUUCAUUCACUGGUAAACUGGAUGUUUUGUAUGACUGUAAUACUCAAAGUGUUCUGAAUGAGAAUAAUAGUACGUGCAAAAAAGGACAAUUAAGUACAAAGCGCUUUGCCAUCUUACCAACUGUUUUGUCGUCAUUUGGUGCAGUGCACUGGAGUUCAUUGAUUGUAAAUCCAUUAUAGUAAAAUUAAUUGCUGGUUUAAAUGCAGUAAGUUCAGUCAACAAAACUUUGACAUUUUCUGAAUAUAUAUCAGAAAAUAA